GCGUAAAACACGGCAAUUCUUCCCAACCUGCGACUUGGCAACCACUGAGGCGCACACAACAGCAGCAGCAAAGAAGCAGAGCAAGGAAGGAAGGAGCCGUGAUGAGCACUGGUGGCGAGACAAGCCAGCAAGGCGGCGGCGGCCGCGGCGGCCGCGGCUUUGCCUCGGCAUCCUCUUCCUCCUCCAGGGUUGCAGACGCAAACGCAGCAGGGGUCGAGAGCGACAACCGCGAGGAGCGCAUCCGCGCCCGCCGCACACGCAUCCGCCACAGAAUGGAGGCUGCAAAGCGACGAGAACAAGGGCUGGCGGAGGUACAACGACAAGAGGAGGUGAACCAGGCACUCAACCCAGAUCCAAUUCAAAGCAACGCACGCAUCGCUGAUGCUUACAAGAACAUCGACCUUGUGCAAGAGCAAGGCAUGGAAAAGGUGACGCUGGUGCGGGUCACAGCGGACUAUGCAGAGGCCACGAGGCGGCGGGCAGAGGAGCGCGCGCGCGCGGAGAGACGAGAGAAGCUGAAGCAGCUGCGCGAUGACACGGUGGACAUGUUCCAGCGGGUGUCGAGCAAGUGGGACCAGGCCGCCGCCAAAAUUGACGUGCUGGAGCUCAACAAGUCCCUCGAGUCGCAGCGCGAGCAGUGCUCGGCGAUUGUGAAGAAGAAGGACAACAUGAUUGGCGAACUGCAGGCUGCGCUCAAGGCGAAGGAUGACGAUUACGUGCGAAACUUGAGGGCGCAGGCCGCUGAUGUCGACACCAUCAUCGCAUACAUGGACGACCAGAUCAAGACGCUGUCGAAGGACUACCGGCGGGAGCUUGAGAUGAUUGAGGAGACGUUUAUGCGCGAGCGGCAGCAGCUGCUGGACGAGACGCGCCGCGAGUGGGAGGAGGCCAUGAAACUCCGCCGCGAGAAGGAACUCAAGGCCAUCGAGGAGUCGCGCCAACGGAUUGAGGAGCAAGAGCGGCAGCUGGAGCACCUGCGCAUCAGCGAUUCCGAGGAGUACAGCCAAAUCAAGCGCAGACUCGAACAUGACAUCAUGAACAUGCAGCAGGAGUUGCAGAACAUGCGCGCGACGUACCAGCUCAACACAGAGAAGCUCGAAUACAACUACCAGGUGCUGAAGAAGCGCGAUGAGGAGAACACGGUCACCAUCUCCAGCCAGAAACGUCGUCUUAACAAGCUGCAAGAUGUGGUGAACAACCUGAGAACAAAGCUCAAGAAGCAGGAGGUGCAGAUCCAGGCAGAGAACAUCGCCCUCACAGAGGAGUACACACGCGUGACGUCACAGUUCCAAGAUCUUCAGCGGAAGGCGAAACAUUUUGAGCGCCUCAACCAAAAACGCAUCGACGAUGUGUGGACGCUGAAUGAGGAGCAGUGCGUUGCGCUGGCGCAGGAACUCCUGCAAGCGGACCGCGUCAUCCACGAGCAGCAGCUUGGGCUGCAGUGGGUGCCGCCGCUCGAGGACGUGAUGGACUCGACGGUAUCUGAGGAGGAGCUGCAGUCGCGUAAGGCCUCGGCCGUCGCCCGCGAACUUCUGGACGGACAGGACUUUGACGACGUGGAUGCAGGGCACCUCACGCACGCCAGCAUGCGCCACAUCCUCUCCCACAUCUGCGACGAAGCGGGGUUUCUGGUUGAGAGCAAGCUGAUGCAGCUCCUGGAGCCGCUCAACCCUAAGGAGCAAAUGCUCAUCAAACUCGACGCAAUCUUCAAGGCGCUUCAAGUUGAAACAGAGGACGACAUGAAGAAACUCAUGAAGUAUUUCAUCGCCCACGCCGACGACAAGGAGACGGCCGACGGAGUGCCGACGUUGAUUGAUCCCGUGCACGUCCCCGCUGCUCUGCGCCGCUUCGUCGAGGACCAGCGAAAGGCAAAAGGUCUGGACGAGUCGCUUCGGCCCGCGCGGGGACUGAAGAACAGGAACGCGGAGUUUUGGCGGCGGUUGGUGGAGAUUGUUCCCGACGAACACGACAAGACAUACGCCGCACUCAUGGACGGGCUUGAGAAGUACAAGGACGCGUUGACGGGACGCGAGAAAGCGAUGCAGCGGCGCGAAGAACUUGCGCGCCAGAACGACGAACUCAGAACCCUCCUCAAGACAUACAUGUCAUCACAGGUCAACGCGGAGCUUGAAAUUCCCCCAACGACGGUGCUUCGCAAUCAAAUCCACCAGCACCAGCUCGCAGCACAGGCCUCGUCCACUUCCGCCCCGCAAUGAUACCCUUGCUGCUGUUUGCGUGCGUGUCCACGUGUUUUGUCUGUCAUUCACGUUGCCACUCUCUGCCGUGUCCUUGUCGAAGUUGUUCACGUAUUCCCUGUCUUGUCUGUUUGUCUGUCAAUACGUCGUGUGCCGCCCGCUGCUGCUGUCACCAUUGCUCCCCACUCUCGUAAUGCACGCUUCACUCACUGUCUCUCAAUUCCCGUGCUUUGAUUCGCGCACCCCCUCCCCCUCUCUCCCUCUCUGUGUUCAAGGAAUAACGAGUAAACUGUUCAGCAAUGAG
This is a messenger RNA of Salpingoeca rosetta, 2499 nucleotides long. RefSeq lists its product as uncharacterized. The record is from RefSeq and is a predicted model, not a curated record. NCBI's taxonomy places the organism in Eukaryota, Choanoflagellata, Craspedida, Salpingoecidae. Gene Ontology annotation, biological process: regulation of cilium movement; axonemal dynein complex assembly; cilium-dependent cell motility. Bases 102 to 2216 code for a protein of 704 amino acids. The transcript has 20 exons. Gene Ontology annotation, cellular component: axoneme; axonemal dynein complex.